Pochonia chlamydosporia 170 is the source of this 1989-nucleotide messenger RNA. RefSeq lists its product as hypothetical. The transcript has a single exon. NCBI's taxonomy places the organism in Eukaryota, Fungi, Ascomycota, Sordariomycetes, Hypocreales, Clavicipitaceae. Bases 1 to 1989 code for a protein of 662 amino acids. The record is from RefSeq and is a predicted model, not a curated record.
AUGGCUUCUCCGUUAUCGCCUGCUUGCGAGGCGAGCAUUAAUAGGGCUACGCCUCCCAGCAAGCGAAAGUACGAUCAGUACGAGGUCCGCACAUUUUCGACAAGUACAGAGGUCAGCGCCGAGACUGCAGAUGAUUCAGGCCACUCUUCGCCGUUUGUGUCCACCGUUACGGAAAGCAAUAUCGACCAGGAGAAUAUUUCCCCGUCAAAGAGUCGACGUAGUCGUGUUCUUUCCGGGACGGAGUUAUCGCCGCUGAAGAUUCUUGGCGAUCAGAGAAGUACGAGCGGCUCGAUGGGACCACCGCCGCAGCGGAGCCCGAGAAAGGUGUCGCCCGUGUCGAGGUUUCCCGUCAAGAUCAGCCCCGUGGGAGAGGACGUGAGGGUCAUCAAGGAGAAGGAGAUGAGUAUGGAGGAUGUGGUGAGGGAGAAUGAGGGCCUGAAGAAGGCGAUUGAUAUAUUUGAGGACGAGAGCGAUACGCGUGGGGAAACGAGUGCCGAGCAGGAGAAUGAGGAUGCUGCGCCUGAUGAGUCCAUGAUCAGCACGUUUAGCACGUUUUCUGUGGUGCCGAAUUUGACGGUGUUUGCGAAGCUGGGACAGAGUCCGAGCAAGGAUGGGUACGCGAGGGGGAAGACGCAGGGCAGUUCGGAUAGUACGAGCAACACUACCAAUUUGCUGAUGGAUUUUACGGAGCAGAUGAGGUUUUCGCAGCAAAAGUCGCCGGGGAAGAGGGGGAAUUUGUCGCCGUCACGAACGAUGCCCAACGUGGCUGGGACGCCGAACCGCGAGAUUACCAACUUGAUUGAUUUUGAUAUCCCGCCGAUGCCUACGCCCCGGAGUCUGCCUUCUAUUACCCCCCGCGAACUGGAGUCGCUCAAGUCUGGGUUUCUGUCGGAAAUCAGCUCGCUAAAGGCUUCUUUGAGCGGCAAGGAAGCCGAGGUUCAGUCGCUCAAGACGGCGGUUGGGGAUGCGGAGAAACGGGUUGGCGAGUCGAUGGAGCAGUUGCGCGGGGAGCGUGCCCUCAAGGAACAGCUCUCUGCUGAGAAGGAGGACUGGGAGAAGAGAGGGCGUGAAAUGGAGACUGUGCUGCGCAAGAUCAAAGAGGAGGUGAUGGCGAGUCAGCGCGAAAGAGAAGAACUCGAGCAGAGGCUCGAAGAGAGCGAGAAGCGCAGAGAGGCAGCCGAGAUGCUGCACCAAGAAGCGGAGAGCAAAAUGGCCGGCAUGAGGGCCGGCAAGGACAGCGAACGAACAAGAGACCCGUCUGCGUCACCGGAAAAAGCAAAGGCCACGUCAAACAAGGAUAUUGAAAUUGCAGUCGAGAGAGUCGCACGGGAACUACACGCGCUGUACAAGGGCAAGCAUGAGACCAAGGUUGCUGCGCUGAAGAAGUCGUAUGAAAAUCGUUGGGAGAAACGCGUCAAGGACAUGGAGAAGCGAAUCGAGGAACUAGGCGAGGAGAACGACAGGCUCCGUGAGAACCACGAGGUCAAUAUGACGAGACUGGAGCCCGAUAAUGCGGAGAACGAGGAGCGCAAGGCGCAGGCUGCGAAGGACAGUGCCGCGAUCAAGGAGCUUAAUGCGGAUAUUCAACGGCUGGAGGCGGUGGUUUCGACGGUGAAGAAGGAUAAUACGGAGCUGAGGACCAUGUUGGAGAGGGAGAGGGUAGAGAAGGGCGAGUUGGUGCAGUUGGCGGAGGAGAUGAUGUCUAUGCAGAGCUUCGUCGGUCAGCGCCAGCCUCAGCAGCAGCAACAGCAGCAGCGGACGCAGGAACGUAGUGAAGCUAAGACGCCGAGAGCUUCUAUGUCAACGUCGGGGGAUCAGGUUAGGAGGAGUGGUGGUUCGGGACUCAGGGCGCCUCAGGCUGGGUCGGCGAUUCGUCCUGGACAUGUUAGGAAGAGUAGUGGUGGUGGUGGAUUGCCUCGGCCCGGGAGGAGUGGUAUUAUGAGUUCGAUUGAGAAGAUGGGUAGUUAUAGGGGGAGGGGUCAGGAGUGA